CGCCAGCAGUAACAAGCGCGGACCGGAAGUUCCGCGUCCUCGUUGUCCGGGGGAGCCGUUAGGCACGCACGCCGGAAGUGGCCAAUUGGCCAGUGUGAGGCGGUGCCCACUGUGUUCGCGUCCCUCGGGCAGUGGAGCCAUGGAGCCCGGGGCUGCUGAGCUGUAUGACCAGGCCCUGCUGGGCAUCCUGCAGCACGUGGGCAAUGUCCAGGACUUUCUGCGCGUGCUCUUCGGCUUUCUGUAUCGCAAGACCGACUUCUACCGUCUGCUGCGCCACCCUUCGGACCGCAUGGGCUUUCCGCCCGGGGCCGCGCAGGCCCUAGUGUUGCAGGUGUUUAAAACAUUUGAUCACAUGGCUCGCCAGGAUGAUGAGAAAAGGAAGAAGGAACUUGAAGAGAAAAUCAGAAAAAAGGAAGAAGAGGCCAAGGCUGUGGCAGCUGCUGCAGCCGAGAAGGAAGCCGUGCCAGUCCCAGUGCAGGAGGUAGAGAUUGAUGCUACUGCAGAAUUGAGCGGGCCUCGGGAAGUAGAAAAGUUGGAGUCCCCAGGCCCACAGGGUCCUGAGCACAAGGUGGCCCAUGGCUUGGAGGAGGCAGAAGCUCCAGGAACUGUUAGCAGUGCUGCUGAAGGCCCUAAGGAACCCCCUGUGCUCCCCAGGAUUCAAGAGCAGUUCCAGAAAAAUCCGGACAGUUACAAUGGUGCCAUCCGUGAGAACUACACCUGGUCACAAGACUAUACUGACCUGGAGGUCAGGGUACCAGUGCCCAAGCAUGUGGUGAAGGGGAAGCAGGUCUCUGUGGCCCUUAGCAGUGGCUCCAUUCGAGUAGCCAUGCUAGAAGAAAACGGAGAACGUGUCCUCAUGGAAGGGAAACUCACCCACAAGAUUAACACGGAGAGCUCCCUCUGGAGCCUUGAGCCGGGCAGGUGUGUUUUGGUGAACCUGAGCAAGGUUGGCGAGUACUGGUGGAGUGCGAUCCUGGAGGGAGAAGAGCCUAUCGACAUCGACAAGAUCAACAAGGAGCGUUCCAUGGCCACUGUGGAUGAGGAGGAACAGGCAGUCCUGGACAGACUCACCUUUGACUACCACCAGAAGCUGCAGGGCAAGCCCCAGAGCCACGAGCUGAAAGUCCAUGAGAUGCUGAAGAAGGGGUGGGAUGCUGAAGGCUCUCCCUUCCGAGGUCAACGAUUCGACCCGGCCAUGUUCAACAUCUCCCCUGGGGCUGUGCAGUUUUAAUGACCAGAAGGAAAGGAAACCCUCAUCAUCGGGGAGGUGGAGAUCUCGUCCCCCCCACUCCCUGCAUGCCGGGGACUCACUCCUCUUGAUCAGUCCUCACCAUUCUUUCUUUCAUGAUGCGCCAGGGCCUUCCAUGCUGACUUUGCACCUUCAGACUAUUCUAGAGAAGGUACAGGGCCUGGUAAUCACUAUGGCCAACACUAAAUGAAGGUGUUUGAAAUUAGGGAGGGACAUGUCCCAGCAAACUGGGAGUACAUGCUCCGUCUCCACAGCAACCAGCCACUACAGGCAACAUUUCCUUCCUCCCCUGUUCUCUCUGCUUGCUGUUGUUUUGACUCUAUUCUGCUUGCUUGUCUUCUGACUGGGGAUAAGGAAUGGCUGGGCUCUCAGACAAAGCUAAGUUGAAGAGUGUGGGGCCUGGCACUUGCAUGAGGGCAGAUGGAGCCUGGCUCUGGAGCUGCUCCUAGGGCUGCUGUGGGACCCUCGCUUGUUGACCUCUUUGUGUGUGUGUGUGUGUUCAGUCUUGCUCAUCUCUUUGUGAAUACACUUAGCCAGCCUCAACUUCAUGGGCAGAGCAGCAGAAAUUGGGGUCUGUUUGCCUAUUGGAGAUGUUGGGAGAAAGUCUGAGGUUCUGGCCUCUGGCCCAGAUGUGUCAAGGAUGUUGUCUGCCUUCUGACUGCGGCUACCUUACUUUGGUUCUUGUUGAAGUGAACCGAGCCUGGCCACCACCACUUGCUCCCCACAAAGACCUCCUCUUGGAUGGGCUGCAAUGAAGCCUGGGUACCGUCAGGAAGAUACCACAGCAUGUUAGUAGUUCAUUGGUACACUGUGUCAUCCUCACUCCCUGUGCAGCCUUGACCUUGAUGGAUGCCUCAGGAAGGAAAACAUAUCCACUGGCUUGAAGGCAACUACAAAUGAGUCCAAGAAUAUGAAGAUUCUCCUGUGCCAAUCACCAGACUGCUUCCUGGAGCUCAGAGCCUCUGUGACUGCAGACCACAUUCAGCCAGGAUGUGAAGACCUGACCAAAGGCCAAGGACACAGGUGUCCCAAUCCUUUACAGGGCCCUGUCUGUGCCUGUUGCUGCCUGGCAUCUCUGUUUGCCUCUCAGUUUUGGUGUAUGUGUGUGUGUACAAGUUUCUGUACUCUACUAACCAUAUACCAGCGGGAAUUAAGACCCACCAAAGCCAAGGCAGUCUGCACUCUCGAAAUAGCCCUGUGCUGAGUGUGGUUUGCACUUGCUUGGAAGGAACCACUGGAAGAUCAGGUUGAGGACUUAUUUCGAGAGUCUUCCUGUCAGCUGUGUAGACUGGAACUGGUCCAUUGCGGUCAUUUGAGGGAUUUCUGGUUUACAGUUGGUAGCUGAUGGCUCUUGUAAGAAGUCCAUACUGAGAGUUAAUGUGUGGGUCCCGGUAGGGCCAGGGGGAUGGUGAAAGGAGAGCAGUGGGCCCCAAAUACCCACCCUGAAGUCUGAACUUGUGAUUGGACAUUGGUCACCACGUUGAUGAAAUCUCUCUGAAGUGAUCACCUUAGGGGAAAAGAAUUUGUCACAUUCACGAGAUUCCCCAGGACACUUUUGCUA
Phodopus roborovskii (desert hamster) is the source of this 2810-nucleotide messenger RNA. It is a transcript of the gene Nudcd3, whose product is annotated as NudC domain containing 3. Gene Ontology annotation, biological process: protein folding. Gene Ontology annotation, cellular component: cytoplasm. The transcript is spliced from 6 exons. NCBI's taxonomy places the organism in Eukaryota, Metazoa, Chordata, Mammalia, Rodentia, Cricetidae. Bases 140 to 1231 code for a protein of 363 amino acids. The record is from RefSeq and is a predicted model, not a curated record.